CCAAUCAAAGCGAGAGCAGAUAGUAGGAAAAUCACCCUCUUUUUAUUGGGGUCCACGGGGAACAGACCCAAGAUGUUAAGGACCCUGGUGUUGGGCAGGAGCCUUCGGAAGUCCUCUGGUUUCUCCGUCUUGGUCAAGCAGAUGUGGGGGGCUCUCCGCAGUCAUCUGCGAAGGCCGGAGCGAUGGUGCUCGCAGGGUCCCUGUGCACAAAGAAAUCGGAAUGACACUUUGCACCCCCUCUGGAAGGGCCCGGCCUCCGCGCGGCGGGGCACCCAACAGUCGCCCAUCAACAUCCGCUGGAGGGACAGCGUCUACGACCCGCAGCUGAAGCCUCUCAGGGUUUCCUACGCCGCGGCCAGCUGCCUGCACGUCUGGAACACCGGGUACUUCUUCCAGGUGGAAUUCGACGACUCGGCCGAGGGAUCAGGGAUCAGCGGUGGCCCCUUGGAAAACCUCUACAGACUAAAGCAGUUCCAUUUCCACUGGGGAGCGGCGAACGAGCGGGGCUCAGAGCACACGGUGGAUGACCACGUGUACCCGGCAGAGCUGCAUUUAGUUCACUGGAAUUCGGUGAGAUACCGAAAUUACAAAGAAGCCGUAAUGGGGGAGAACGGCGUGGCCGUGAUAGGCGUGUUUCUAAAGCUGGGGGCCCGGCACGAGGCACUGCAGAAGUUGGUGGAAGUCUUGCCGGAAAUCAAGCAUAAGGGUGCACGGGCUGCCGUGGGCCCCUUCCAGCCCUCCCGUCUCCUGCCCGCCUGUCGGGACUACUGGACCUACCCGGGCUCCCUCACCACGCCUCCGCUCAGCGAGUCGGUCACCUGGAUCAUCCAGAAGCAGCCUGUCGAAGUGGCUCAGAGCCAGCUGGCUGCCUUUCGCACGCUCCUGUCUUCUGCGCUCGGGGAAGAAGAGCAUUCGAUGGUGGACAACUACCGUCCGCUUCAACCCCUGAUGAACCGGAAGGUCCGUUCAUCCUUCCGGGCUGCGGAAGGGGGCAUCUGA
Messenger RNA from Odobenus rosmarus divergens (Pacific walrus), 999 nucleotides. It is a transcript of the gene CA5A, whose product is annotated as carbonic anhydrase VA, mitochondrial. Gene Ontology annotation, molecular function: carbonate dehydratase activity; zinc ion binding. The record is from RefSeq and is a predicted model, not a curated record. Bases 73 to 999 code for a protein of 308 amino acids. NCBI's taxonomy places the organism in Eukaryota, Metazoa, Chordata, Mammalia, Carnivora, Odobenidae. Gene Ontology annotation, cellular component: cytoplasm; mitochondrion. The transcript has 7 exons.